Molecule: messenger RNA, 856 nt
Organism: Archocentrus centrarchus (flier cichlid)
Lineage: Eukaryota; Metazoa; Chordata; Actinopteri; Cichliformes; Cichlidae
Product: cytochrome c-b
Exons: 3
Coding region: 162-479 (105 amino acids)
Molecular function (GO): electron transfer activity; heme binding
Source: RefSeq, a predicted model, not a curated record
CACCGGUCAGCGGACUGAUGACGUCUUACGGUACUAAGUUUUGUGAGAGGAAGCACGCUCGUGAAACUUUGGUGAAACGGGUGUGACGGAGCCCGUCACUGGACUAAAUUCAAGAAGCUAGAAGUCACUUUUGUGGGCACAUAAAGGAAACGUAAAACGAAAUGAGUGGAGACAUUGAAAAAGGCAAGAAGACAUUUGUUCAGAAGUGUGCCCAGUGUCACACUGUGGAGAAUGGCGGAAAGCACAAGGUUGGACCCAACCUCUGGGGUUUCUUUGGACGCAAAACAGGCCAGGCAGAGGGGUUCAGCUAUACAGAUGCCAACAAAAGCAAAGGGAUUAUUUGGAAUGAGGAAACCCUGAUGGUGUAUUUGGAGAACCCUAAGAAAUACAUUCCAGGAACAAAGAUGGUCUUCGCUGGCAUUAAGAAGAAGAAUGAGCGAGCUGAUCUUAUAGCAUAUCUCAAAUCCGCAACUUCAUAAAGAUCUUAACAUCUGUGCAACUUUUAGGAAUGUUUUGUGCCUUAACAAACCGUUUAAGCUACCAGGACUUGUCUUUUUUUCUUUUUUUUUCCCUCAAAAUAAGGCAAGAGUAUGCAGUUGGGGUGGCACUGGCAUAAUAAAUUGCCAGCAUUGUCUCAGGUUUACUUGAUGUAGAAUAAAUAUCUCCUGGUUUGAGCAAGUUUCAGAGAUAAAUUAUUAAGUAAUAUACUGUGCAUCCAUAAUGUAGGGACCAAACACUGUUUAACUGUUCAUUUUUAUGAUUUUUUUUGUUUUGUUUUGUUUAUCAGUUUCUCUUAAAAGUUGUCUAUUCUAUGAAUGAAAAUACCUUUUCUGCCUCGACUGCUUUUUGUCAUUUU